Messenger RNA from Sugiyamaella lignohabitans, 1797 nucleotides. RefSeq lists its product as uncharacterized. Bases 1 to 1797 code for a protein of 598 amino acids. NCBI's taxonomy places the organism in Eukaryota, Fungi, Ascomycota, Dipodascomycetes, Dipodascales, Trichomonascaceae. The transcript has a single exon. The record is from RefSeq and is a predicted model, not a curated record.
AUGAGUUUGGCAGUUGAACCAAAUCCUAGCUUCGAGUAUCCACCCAGUUCAGAGAAUGACGGACGAGUGAGCCAUCGUCAAAAUAAGCGUGACCGCCGACUUCAAGUAUCUAGCUUGGAGAGCGAGGAUCAUCCAUUAUCUGACAGAGACGGUGAGGAUGAGAGUUAUAACAGCAAUGUGACCGAUAAAGCUCUUGAAGUUGAUAAAAAUGAAAGCAAUGUUUCAAAUGGUCGAAUAGUAUUGCAAACAUCGCCUAAUUAUACACAUAGACAGCCACAAUUAUCCUCUUCAUCCACAAUCAGUUCCACAUCUUCGUCCAGCUCAGAUCUGGGUGAGGAUUUGGGUGCCACCAAUCAUGCUACCAGUGAUACCGAUUUGUCAUUAUUGGACAGCUCUAGCUCCUCAAGAAGCUCAACUGUUGGUCCCAAUAAUAAUAAUUUAACGGCGACACCUUCAGGAGCUGGACAAAAUGAGAGUAAUUGGUCGUCGAAGCAACGUCAUUCUCACCGUCUUUCACUGUCCACCAUUAGCAACAGCUCGCUAUCAGCCACCACUCCUCCUGGAGCAGUUAGGAAAAAGAGACUUAGUAUGAAUUUUGCACCAUUGCCCGUAAUUGCAUCGAGUGGAACAGCAGGAAAUCCAUCGGGUACUAGUGUAAGCUCGCACAUAUCACAUCAUACCUCACCCACCAUUCAAGAGAACAGAAGGAAAACUACUUCCAUGUCGAUGUCUUCGAAUGCGUUGAACGCAUCCGGUUCACCUAAGCUGAAAAAUUCGAUUUCGACUAUGGGAUUAGGACAUGCGCCGAAACCGCAAACAAGCCCUCAAAACGAGACAUUUGCCGCUUUUGGUGCAAAUAAAAAUGCUGGCGCUACAGCCCUCUUUGUGUCUCCUAUGGACCAUUAUCUUAGCCAGUUAGCUGCAAAGGAACGUAAAGUCGUAGAACUUAAAGAUGAAAUCAAGAGAGCACAGGCUGAUCUCAAAAGGGCCGAACUCGAAUUGAAACUUUUCCGAGAAGGGGCAAGCCAAGCACUUGCACCACCUAGAGUUUCAGCUGACGAAGAACGACAAAGACCUUCUGGACCACCGUUGCUUGUUUCUCAUAGGUUUGGUCCUUCCGGGGAACCUUUGAAUACAAGUUCUCAGCCAAAUAUAGCAUCUUCAGCAUCAUCGAAUACUGGUAAUAAGAAUCAACUUCAGGAUUCGAAUUUAAAUUCCUUAGCGCAUAAUACCGGUGGUUCUAACUAUAGAACACACGCACACUCCCAUUCGACGUCAAGCUCAAGCUCCACUCAGUCACAAUCUAAUGCAUCCCAACUAAAGGUUCCUCCAACUAGGCGUAAUCGAGUAUCUGCCAUGUUUUCUCCUGACAGUACCAAUCACGAUGGCUUCGACUUUGAUAGCUACACACCACCGGCAGCAGCUUCAUUUCAGCCAUCAUCUUCAUCUGUAUCUGAACGUGUAUCAUCGACUGGUAGCAAUGGAUCUUAUGGAGCAUGCCUUGAUCCCGAUCGAUCUCCGCCAGGAAAGAGGGCCUCAGCUCAAAUGCAGUCAAUAGCUGAUUUGGAGUGGUCGUCAAGACCACAUUUCCCUCCCAAAGAUGAUGUUAUAAAUAUGGGUAAACGGGUAGUUGAAGAGUUGGGUUCGCAGUUUUGGGGUCUGUUUGAAGAUAUAAAGAAUGUUACUAUUGGAGAAGAACCACGGGAAUAUCCGAAUCAAAACGAUCAGUAUCAAAGGAGCUCUGUUCAACAAAAUCAAACGAAUGGAAGGAGGACCAACAGCUAUUAUAUUCUAUAA